Molecule: messenger RNA, 831 nt
Organism: Pteropus alecto (black flying fox)
Lineage: Eukaryota; Metazoa; Chordata; Mammalia; Chiroptera; Pteropodidae
Gene: GJC3
Product: gap junction protein gamma 3
Exons: 1
Coding region: 1-831 (276 amino acids)
Biological process (GO): cell communication
Cellular component (GO): connexin complex
Source: RefSeq, a predicted model, not a curated record
AUGUGUGGCAGGUUCCUGAGGCGGCUGGUGGUUGAGGAGAGCUGGCACUCCACCCCUGUGGGGCGCCUCCUGCUUCCUGUGCUCCUGGGAUUCCGCCUCCUGCUGCUGGCGGCCAGUGGGACGGGGGUCUAUGGUGAUGAGCAGAGCGAAUUUGUGUGCCACACCCAGCAGCCAGGUUGUAAGGCUGCCUGCUAUGACGCCUUCCACCCCCUCUCUCCACUGCGCUUCUGGGCCUUCCAGGUCAUCUUGGUGGCUGUGCCCAGUGCCCUCUACAUGGGUUUCACCAUAUAUCACAUCAUCUGGCAUUGGGAAGACUCAGGAAAGGUGAAGAAGGAAGAGGAGAACCUGAUCCAGCAAGGAGAGGGCACCACAGGUGCCUCAGGGGCUGGAAGCCCUAGGCUGCUCUGGGCCUAUGUGGCACAGCUGGGGGUACGACUAGUUCUUGAGGGGGUGGCCUUGGGGGGGCAGUACCAUCUGUAUGGGUUCAAGAUGCCCAGCUCCUUUGCAUGCCGUCGAGAGCCUUGCCUUGGUAGUGUAGCCUGUAAUCUCUCCCGCCCCUCUGAGAAGACGAUCUUCCUAAAGACCAUGUUUGGAGUCAGUGGGCUCUGUCUUUUGUUUACUCUUUUGGAGCUUGUGCUCUUGGGCUUGGGAAGAUGGUGGCGGACCUGGAAGCAAAAAUCUUCUAACUACUUCCCAACUUCGGAGAGCAGAAGAAGACACAAGGAACCAACUGAUAACUUCCCAGUGGUGGAAUCCAAAGAGCAGUUCCGUGUAGCAGGUGAGAAGGGCACUAAUGUCCUCUUUCUUCUUUGCCUGAUGUCUCUGUCCUGA